AUGUGUUGUGUAGUGCCGCGAUUACUUUUCAGACACAUUAAGGAGCAUCUCGAUGGUAAAGUUGAUCCGACAGCCAAUAUGACACCUGAACAGUUGCAGUUCCACUAUUUCAACAUGCAUGAUGUGGACAGGAAUGGUUUAUUGGAUGGGAUCGAGUUGAUCAAAGCAAUCACGCACUUCCACGAUGGUAUGUUUGGCUCGCCAUUCGCACAUCCUCCGAAAACAUUCUGCACCUAUGUAGGUGGGAACGGUGUGCAUCAACAGCCGAUAGCUUCAGCUUUCGUGUCACCGUCUUCCAUUUAUAUUCCAGAAAAUCCUGAUCCACAGCAGCCAGGUACUCAUCAGCCUCCUCCAGUAUUGAGUGAAACGGAACUGGAAAGGAUGCUCGAUCCGAUAUUUGAAUCAGAUGAUCUCAACAAGGAUGGUUUUAUCAGUUAUGCGGAAUUUUCAAAAGCACAAAAACAACGAGACGAAGCGCGGAGGCAGCAGGCUUCACCACCACCACCACGUUAA
This is a messenger RNA of Gongylonema pulchrum, 513 nucleotides long. The record is from the annotation of a GenBank genome assembly. NCBI's taxonomy places the organism in Eukaryota, Metazoa, Nematoda, Chromadorea, Rhabditida, Gongylonematidae.